Molecule: messenger RNA, 1485 nt
Organism: Chanos chanos (milkfish)
Lineage: Eukaryota; Metazoa; Chordata; Actinopteri; Gonorynchiformes; Chanidae
Gene: txlng
Product: taxilin gamma
Exons: 10
Coding region: 1-1479 (492 amino acids)
Biological process (GO): regulation of cell cycle
Molecular function (GO): syntaxin binding
Source: RefSeq, a predicted model, not a curated record
AUGGCGACCUACUCAGAUACUAGGGCCGAUUUUAACACUGAAAACAUACAGUUUGGUGGUCAUAUCAUGGACACUACGGGAGUUUGUGGAAUAGAAGUGGCAACUAGGGGACUUGUUGAGGGCAGUAGUUCCCCUCCUGACCUGGGGGAACCACCUCAGGAUAAUACGCAGGAAUACAGCUGCUGUACUGAUGAGGUGAGAGGAGAGACACCAGGGAGGGAGGACUGUCAAGUUGAACCACAUGACGGAGACUUGGAUCCCACUACAGACAAGAACAAAGGGCAAAAAGGACUCGGGAAAGAGGUUCUGCUACUGAUGCAAGCUCUCAACACCUUAGCCACUCCAGAAGAGAAACUGGCUGCUCUGUGCAAGAAGUAUGCUGAUCUGCUGGAGGAGAGCCGCAGCAUGCAGAAGCAGGUGAAGGUGCUGCAGAAGAAACAGUCGCAGGUUGUUAAAGAGAAGAUCCACCUGCAGAGUGAGCACAGCAAAGCCAUACUGGCACGCAGCAAACUUGAGAGCUUGUGCCGAGAGCUUCAGCGACACAACAAGACCCUGAAGGAGGAGAAUGCCCAGAGAUCCAGAGAAUAUGACGAGCAGCGGAAAGAGGCCACGCUGCAUUUCCAGAUGACGCUCAACGAGAUUGAGGCUCAGAUGGAGCAGCACAACGCUCACAACACCAAGCUGCGUCAGGAGAACAUGGAGCUGGCCGAGAAACUGAAGAAACUCAUCGAACAGUACGAGCUACGAGAGGAGCACAUUGACAAGGUCUUCAAGCACAAAGAGCUACAACAGCAGCUUGUGGAUGCUAAGCUCCAGAGGACUGCAGAGCUGAUGAGAGAAGUGGAAGAGAAACAGCAGAGAGAGAGAGACUUUCUCUUGAAAGAUGCCACAGAGUCAAGGCACAAAUGUGAGUUGAUGAAGGAGCAGGAACUACAGCUUAAGCAGCAACUCACUUUGUACAUGGACAAGUUUGAGGAGUUUCAGACCACUCUCGCAAAGAGCAACGAAGUGUUCACCACUUUCAGACAGGAAAUGGAGAAGAUGACCAAGAAGAUUAAGAAAUUGGAGAAAGAGACAACUUUGUGGAGGACCAAAUGGGAGACCAAUAACCAGGCCUUGUUGCAGAUGGCUGAGGAGAAAACGGUGCGGGACAAGCAUUACAAGGCCCUCCAAGGGAAACUGGAGCGUUUAGAGAAGCUGUGCAGGGCCUUGCAGAGGGAACGCAACGACCUCAACCAGAGGCUGCUCACUCUUCAGGGACCGUUAAAGGAACCAGCGGAGGAGGGCACGGGUCCUCCAGAUCCCCAACCGGAGGAACCUGACAGCCAGUCCUCGGACGGCGGCAUGGAGAGAGGAAAAGAUCCGGCAUUGGGAAAGGAUGAGGAGGGGAUGGAAAGCUUGGUGCCUGAAACGGAGAGUUUGGAGCUGCAGCCCAAGGAGGCGGGAACCCCUCCCAUCACAGAGCAAAAGGAUGACUGAGCCUGG